CCGACGUAACAUGAAGGCUGGAACUGAGCUGAAUCACUUGGUGGUUAAAGACACAUAAGGGCUUUUGUAGGGAUGUGGUACAUAUUGACCCCAGCAAUUACUAAGUUUGGGUCUGUGCCAGAUUGGUUAAAAAUUUUAAGUUCUAUUCAUUUAGUAAGAGCUCAGAUAAUUGUUUCCAUGUGCUCGUUGAUAUAUUAAAGAGGCAGUAAGUGUGAUAAUAGGUGUGCCAGAAAAUCAAGCCAAAGGAAGGAGGAGAUAGCAGUGGUGAUGUGUAACUGUGAACGCCUUAGUAAGAAGAAAAAGAAAGAAAAGAAGAGAAAAAGAGAAGAGGAUGAAGAAACCCAACUUGAUAUUGUUGGAAUGUGGUGGACAGUAGCCAACUUUGGUGACAUUUCAGGAACUAUAGCCAUUGAAAUGGAUAAAGGAACGUACAUCCAUGCACUUGACAAUGGUCUUUUUACACUGGGAGCACCACAUAAAGAAGUUGAUGAAGGUCCUAGUCCUCCAGAGCAGUUUACUGCUGUCAAACUGUCUGAUUCCAGAAUUGCCCUGAAAUCCGGCUAUGGAAAAUAUCUUGGUAUCAAUUCAGAUGGACUUGUUGUUGGGCGUUCGGAUGCCAUUGGACCAAGAGAACAGUGGGAACCAGUGUUUCAAGAUGGGAAAAUGGCUUUAUUGGCCUCAAAUAGUUGCUUUAUUAGAUGCAAUGAAUCAGGUGAUAUAGAAGCAAAAAGUAAAACAGCAGGAGAAGAAGAAAUGAUAAAGAUUAGAUCCUGUGCUGAAAGGGAAACCAAGAAAAAAGAUGACAUUCCAGAAGAAGACAAAGGGAAUGUAAAACAGUGUGAAAUCAACUACGUAAAAAAAUUUCAGAGCUUCCAAGACCAUAAACUUAAAAUCAGUAAAGAAGACAGUAAAAUUCUUAAAAAGGCUCGGAAAGAUGGAUUUUUGCAUGAGACUCUUCUGGACAGGAGAGCCAAGUUGAAAGCUGAUAGAUACUGCAAAUGACCAGGACUUUUUUUUGUUUCUUCCUACUCCUUUUGUUUUCUGUGAAUAAAAUAUGCAGUGAUAGUGCUUUUGUAGAGUUCUUGGGCUGUUGUGGAAUUAUUGAUUAAUUAGUAUACAGUUUCAACAAGAUCAAUUUUGUUUAAGAUUCUUCAUGGAUGUACUUUAUAAAGGAAGUAUUUCAUAUGGAAAUACUUCCAUAUGCAGUUCACACGUGAAGUACUACAGAAUUUUUUUUCUGGAUUAACUCAUAAAGCAUUAAGUACUAUUAUAAAAAACUUGUUUCCUA
Heterocephalus glaber (naked mole-rat) is the source of this 1288-nucleotide messenger RNA. RefSeq names its product protein FRG1. Gene Ontology annotation, molecular function: actin filament binding. The record is from RefSeq and is a predicted model, not a curated record. Gene Ontology annotation, cellular component: striated muscle dense body; catalytic step 2 spliceosome; nucleolus. NCBI's taxonomy places the organism in Eukaryota, Metazoa, Chordata, Mammalia, Rodentia, Bathyergidae.